Messenger RNA from Sinocyclocheilus grahami, 2190 nucleotides. RefSeq names its product syntaxin-12-like. The annotation marks the transcript as partial. The record is from RefSeq and is a predicted model, not a curated record. Gene Ontology annotation, biological process: intracellular protein transport; vesicle fusion; vesicle-mediated transport. Gene Ontology annotation, cellular component: synaptic vesicle; postsynaptic recycling endosome; synaptic vesicle membrane. Gene Ontology annotation, molecular function: SNARE binding; SNAP receptor activity. NCBI's taxonomy places the organism in Eukaryota, Metazoa, Chordata, Actinopteri, Cypriniformes, Cyprinidae. The transcript has 5 exons.
UUUGUUUUUAAUGCUUCCAAUAUUCAUACAGUACUCUUCAGUGAAGUGUGUUUGUGUUGUGAUUUACUGCAGGCUGAAGAUGGAGGUCAUGAAGAGCAGCUGGUCUCCUUUGAUAAUAAUGAUGAUUGGGGUAUGACCACCACUCAGACAGAAGACGUGGCCAUAACAGAGGAGGACCUGGAGCUCAUUAAAGAAAGAGAAACUGCCAUUCAACAACUUGAGUCGGACAUUUUGGAUGUGAAUCAGAUUUUCAAGGAUCUUGCAGUGAUGAUCCAUGAUCAGGGUGAAAUGAUCGAUAGCAUAGAGGCUAAUGUGGAGAGUGCAGAAGUGCAUGUGGAGAGAGGAGCUGAGCAACUCCAGAGAGCAUCUCACUAUCAGCAAAAGUCUCGUAAGAAGAUGUGCAUCCUGGCAGUGGUCCUUGCCUUAUUGGUCGGUGUUAUCGCCCUUAUCAUCUGGGCGUCGACAAAGUGAAGAUCCUUCCUCUACCCUUCCCCUUUUUCUCUCAUUUCUUUAUUUAAUUUAUUUUCUCGCUCGCAAACCCAGUGCCAUCCACAUGGGAAGGGAGGCUCUCAGCAGCACCUGUAGGUCCAUCUCUGUAGUUUUGCAGGGUUAGAUACAGUAUGAAGUGGCUUAAGCGAAUGUAACAUUCCCUAGACUCUCCCCUCCGGACCCUUAGUUCUUAAUGAAGGAGGAUGAGCUCUCGGAUGGGGUGGGAAAAAGUGAUAUAAUUGAUUCUUGUGAUAUAUUUCUAGCACUAACACUACUUUACAUUUCUUAAUAAAUCCAGGUUAUUUCAUUUUGAGAAUUUCAUUGGAUUGCGGAUAAGGUGUAAAAAUGACAUUUUGAUGACUGAAGUUUUGACUGAAUCUUACUGUAAUAUAAUUUUGGCUUUAGAUGUUUUGUACAUUGUACAUUUCAACUCUUUCAGAUUUGUCAAGUCACUCCAAAGGUUAACAACAAACUGCUUAGAGGAGCUGCAAAAUUAAUCGUACAUUAGACACCAUGUUAUUAAUACCGUAAACCAGUAGACUAGUAGAACUGCAAAUAUGAAGCAGCAAUGAUACUUAAAGCUCAAACAUUUCUCAACUUCAGUUUCAAUACUGUUACCGGUGUUAACUGAUAGGUUUAUUAUACAGGUCUAUUAUAUGGUGGUCAUAUAGCUGUAAAUGUGUUGUAUAAGAACUCAUAAUCAAUAUUAUGGCUGAAAUUGAAUUGUAUAUUACAACAUUAAAAGUCUGCACAGUACAUAAAAAUUAUGUAAAAAGAUUUGCACCCAUACUUUUAGAACAUGCAAAAAAGGAUUGUCCCUUUUCUUUUUUAAAAAUUGAUUUAUAUGACUUCUAUGAGUAUGUGAGUAAAGAAAUGUGUCUUAAUCAAACCUGCCUUUCUGAUUCUCUCUUAGAAAUGUUGAAGCCACAUUUAGCAGUGGUGAAAUAAGCACUGAGAAUGUGAGCAGUCAGGAUAUGCUAUAUAUUUCAGAAAGUACACUGUGUACACUAUAUUAACCCAGUGUUCUCUGCAGUCUGUUGAUUGGCUUUGGUUGUGUGUGCUAAUUAAAGUUUAUUACCCUCUAGGCUUACCAUUAAAAAUAGCCAAACUUUGCCAGGCAACUAGUGUAACUGUUUUGGCUUUAGACAUGAAUGAAACCACAAAUGCUGUGGCUUUUUGAGGGCCGUUUUUUAAUGGAUCAGACUUAAUCCAGAAAUGUCAUCUGGUGGACAAUAAUAAAAAGCCACCCAGAAACAACGAAAUGGUACAUUUUAGCAGAUGCAUAAAAAGUGCUUAACCAUUCUGGCAAAUUCAUAGCAAUACCCUGAUUUCAUGGCAAAUGUAAUUGCUGUAUACAUUCAGGUAUGCAUGCUCAUAAUAGAAAUAUUAUAGACUCAACAGCAGAUGUCAGUGUAAAACAAGAUUUUGGGAUUUAAGACAUUGCUUCUACUGAGGGUAUAACCCACAGUACCAGCCAAGUAUUGCUAUCAUGCAUUUCUUUUUUGUCCUGUGCAUUCUUUUUUUUUCUUCUUUUUUUUUAGAACUGGUACUUUCAUACUUGUUACAAAGUUAGGUAGUAUGUUACAAAGCAAACUGCUACCAGUGUGAUUAUUUUAGAAUUCCUUCUAACAAAGUUCAGCUUUCCGUUGGACCUGAAAUAGUAAUGUUAGCUUGAAUUAAAUACAUAUGCUUAAACCCAAA